Molecule: messenger RNA, 1715 nt
Organism: Alexandromys fortis (reed vole)
Lineage: Eukaryota; Metazoa; Chordata; Mammalia; Rodentia; Cricetidae
Product: proline-rich protein 23A3-like
Exons: 1
Coding region: 300-1070 (256 amino acids)
Source: RefSeq, a predicted model, not a curated record
UCCCCAAGUACAGCCAAGACUAUUGGUCAGUCCGACACUCCUGGGCGGAGCCUCCAGGACGCGGGCUCCCGAAGGCGCAGCCUAACCUGACCUUUUCCGUCUUGACCUGGGUUCCGGUUCACCCUUUGAAAACUGAUUGACGUCGAGUAGUAUCCGGCUUUGCGUGCCCGAGCUCCGAGAUUUCCCCGCGCUAGGCGGAGCCCUCGUGCCCAGAGCGCCAGACUUCAGCCGCCCCGUCGCACCUAUCCGCGCUGCACUCCGCGCCUCUCUAACCCCGCAUCACCGCCAAAUUGCAGGGAAUGCAGCCCCGCAGCCCAGGCGCCGACGCCGAACCGCAGCCACAAGAACCCAGCCCUGACGAGGGAGGCGACCUCGAAGAGCCCCUGGUGACACCCGGCCUGGAAGAGCCCGACGGUUCCGCCAGCGAUGUGCCCACUUCCGUGGUGUACCUGGCCGCCGGCUCUGCCUUGCAACUGCAGGUGGAUGACGUCGACCUACUGCUGGAGCCGAAUCCCACCUCGGUCCUGGAAGUGGAGCUCCCCGAACAAACCAUCAUCCUGGUGCCCGAGGGCCUCCAGGCUCCAGACCAUCUUGGACAGCCUGGGUUCUUCUCCGCCAGCCCGCAGGGGGGCGCUGGCCUGGAAAUGCCAGAGGACGACCUGCUAGUCCUCCAGCCGGGAUCCUCCUGUCAGUUCAUUCUAGAAAGUUCCUACGAAGAGGAAUUCUUUGAUGAGGAAGAAUCCUAUGAUGAGGAUGAGGACUCUGACCCCCAAUCACCCUGGAUGGAUUCUCCAGCUGGUCAGGCAAGUGAGCACUUUUCCUCCACCAACAGGAUGCCCAGUCCUUGGCCUCAGGGCCACAUCCCAGAACCAUAUCCUUCAGGGCCUUCCCCUAAGGCAGAGCCAUAUUCUCCAAGGUCUGUCUGGGACCAGGAGAGCUACCUGCUGGGACCCUUCCCCAGCUCACCCCUGCAGCCCCUGCCUCCAUCUCCUUCAAAUCCCCAAGAGCAGCGUCCUCCUUGCUCUCCACCGGCCCCGUGCAAAGCCAGGAAGCGACUGUUCUGUGAAUGAACUGCGCUGCAUAAAUCCUGAUGCCCCUCAAGUGAGAGUUUUCUCUGCCCCUAGAUGCAAGACACUGUCACCUUUUUCUAAGGAAUAAAAGUGCCACUCUCGAUGACCUAAAGUACCACAGACUCUUGCCGACAGCCUUAACAGAUUCCUAGAACUUCUAGUGGUAAAUUAUCAACACCCUCUGUUUACCUGUUAAUUCUCUAACCAAGAACUAAGUAGAUUUCUUAUUCUUUCGGUGGCCUUUAUUGUUUUCCACAUGAGUUUUUGAAGAGUUGGCCAACACUCCACUCCUUGGUGUUUCAGGCUGCUCUCUUGAGCAAUGGCCCAGUUCCGUGACGGGCUAUGAUAUUUACUUACUUGAAUGUGCAGUGUUCUCAGCAAUCUCCGAAGCUACUGGUAGAAUCUUCCUUUUCUGCCUCUUCUUUAUUGCUGAGACUUAAGGUGAAUUUUACAGGCAGUUUUCAGCACGCACUGGGAUAUGCAUUUGCUUUCUUUUUCUUUUGUUUUGCUUGUUGUUUUAUUUAUAUACUUAUUUUUAGGCAAGAUCUUACUAUGUAUCUCUGGCAAUCUUAGAACUCACUCCGUAGACCAAUGUGGCCUUGAACUCACAGACACCCACCUGCCUCUGCCUCCCAAGUGCUAGGA